Pelagomonas calceolata is the source of this 1234-nucleotide messenger RNA. Lineage: Eukaryota; Pelagophyceae; Pelagomonadales; Pelagomonadaceae. The record is from the annotation of a GenBank genome assembly.
CUAGUGUCUUACUGGACGCUAGCUCGACUUUCCCGCAAUUUUUUGCAGCACGCCUUAAGUCACACGCGCUGGCAGUCCACGAUUCGCGAGCAGUUCGCAGGGGCCUCCCUCAUACCACUACUGUACAAAUUUCGUGACUCCGAGCCACCGCAGCGCGCACAAGCCACACUAAUAAGCACUUGCCUGUCAGAGCAGCAGCGCAUCAGCGAGCACACAACAAAGCACACACUCUCAGAGCAGCUCGGACGCCACCGCAGCGCGCACAGAACACGACGAGCACCAUGGGCGCAGACGCGCACCCCGUCGCGUGCACCCGCCACUGCCAGCACUUCCGCCAGCACAAUUCGUUAAGGACGAUCGCGGCGGUGGGUGAUUCCAUCACGUACGGCACCUGUGCGAGUGACCGAGCGCGGACGGCCUGGCCCGCGCAAUUGCAACGGGGCUACCUCUGGCAGGACCCGACGGUCCGCGUCCUGAAUUUCGGCGCUUCGGGGCGGACCAUGACCAGGAGUGGCGACAACCCCUACUGGGACGACCCUGAAUUUAACAGAGCAAAAGCUUCGAAGGCGGACGCCUUCGUGAUUGGCCUCGGCACGAACGACGCGAAGCACUACAACUGGGACCGUCAGGCUUUUGAGCAGGAUUAUAGGGACAUGGUCUCCAUUUUCCAGGGCUUGGACGCCGAGGUUUACUUGGUCGUGCCGCCUCCUCUCUACGAAGACGGCGCCUACGACAUGAACGCCACGGUCAUCAAUCAUAUCUUUCCUUCCUUAAUACCGCAGAUAGCGAACGAGACGGGCGCGACGGGCGUCAUUGAUGUUUUUGAUGCGUUGGGCGGCUCGGCGCUAAACGCGCCAGAGUUAUUUUGUGAUUACCAGUCGUGCGACGCCUGCCACCCGAACGACGCGGGGUAUGAUAGAUUGGCCGGUGCUGUUUUUCGGUCGUUGUUCUACCGGCCAGACCUGCCUUUGCUAGCGGGCGAGGUCAUCAACCCGCCCCUGAACGCGCCUGAAGUGGUCGCCGAGUGGAAGCCGCCGGCGUCCUUCUACCUCGCGAUGGCGCCUGCCAUCGCUUUGGCGGUCGUCGUCGCGAACCUGUGCCUCGGCGUCUUCUGGACGUGCUAUCACACGGCGCGCGCGUGCGGCGGGCCGCAGCGGGGACGGCCCUACAACAGCGCACCGGCGUCCGACAUCGGGUCGGACAUCGAGCUCGCGUAGUUUUCUCUAAGUAUUGG